Molecule: messenger RNA, 3138 nt
Organism: Felis catus (domestic cat)
Lineage: Eukaryota; Metazoa; Chordata; Mammalia; Carnivora; Felidae
Gene: HMGCLL1
Product: 3-hydroxymethyl-3-methylglutaryl-CoA lyase like 1
Exons: 8
Coding region: 367-1206 (279 amino acids)
Biological process (GO): L-leucine catabolic process; ketone body biosynthetic process
Cellular component (GO): endoplasmic reticulum; cytosol
Molecular function (GO): hydroxymethylglutaryl-CoA lyase activity
Source: RefSeq, a predicted model, not a curated record
UUCUCUUAGGAUCUGAACCAGGUGAGAAGCCGGUAAGUGGGGCGUGGGCAGAUAGCCCCGCACGCUGAGCGCAGUAAGGAAAACGCGCCACACUUGAGGAGCCGUGGGUACAGUUCCUUUUCUUCUCCGGUUGCGAGUGCUGGGGGCGUCCGCCGCAGGUGCCUCCCGAGCUCCCUGCCCCGGGCGCAGCCGCCGCUGCCGUCCUCUCCCCACCCUCUCGGCGCCGCCGCAGUGCGCGGAGCAGGGCUGGUGCUCUCCGCCCGUGGCCCGGAGGGGCGCGCUCGGGGCCAGCGCCGCUCGCUCCGCAUCCCUCUCCUCCAGGCUCCUGGAGCACUCCCAUCGCCGUCUGCAGUCCCAGGCCCCGCCAUGGGGAAUGUGCCAUCAGCGGUGAAGCACUGCCUCAGCUACCAGCAGCUUCUCCGGGAGCAUCUCUGGAUCGGGGAUUCAGUGGCUGGGGCACUUGACCCUGCGCAGGAAACAUCCCAGUUAUCUGGACUCCCUGAGUAUGUUAAAAUAGUAGAAGUUGGACCUAGGGAUGGAUUGCAGAAUGAAAAGGUUAUAGUUCCUACAGACAUAAAAAUUGAAUUUAUCAAUCAACUUUCCCAAACUGGCUUGUCUGUAAUAGAAGUGACCAGCUUUGUGUCCUCCAGAUGGGUACCACAGAUGGCUGAUCACACUGAAGUGAUGAAAGGCAUUCAUCAAUACCCAGGAGUUCGAUAUCCUGUCCUUACUCCUAAUCUUCAGGGUUUUCACCGUGCUGUUGCUGCCGGAGCCACCGAGAUAUCAGUUUUUGGUGCCGCAUCUGAAUCCUUUAGCAAGAAGAAUAUUAACUGUUCUAUUGAAGAAAGCAUGGAGAAGUUUGAGGAGGUUGUUAAGUCGGCAAGGCACAUGAAUAUUCCAGCACGAGGGUAUGUGUCUUGCACCCUGGGCUGUCCGUAUGAAGGAAACAUCACACCACAAAAAGUGACAGAAGUAUCUAAAAGAUUGUAUGGCAUGGGCUGUUAUGAGAUCUCUCUAGGAGACACUAUUGGAGUGGGAACUCCAGGAAGCAUGAAAAGAAUGUUGGAGAGUGUCAUGAAAGAAGUCCCACCCAGUGCGCUUGCUGUUCACUGCCAUGACACGUAUGGACAAGCCUUAGCAAAUAUCCUUACGGCCCUUCAGUCCAAGGGAAAAGAGGAUAAAAGAUGGAGCACCAGAAUGAACUGAAAAAGUGUCUCAUGGGGUAGGAGAAAAGAUCUUCCUUGAGAUUCGAGGACUCAAGAAUAAGUAAAUCAAGAGGGAAGAGGUAAUUGACUAUGUUAAAUGCUGGGAAAAGUAAGAUGAAGACCACAUAUUGAUCAUAUUGUCUUCUCUUAAUUGCUUCUGCCUUUGGAAUUGUGCUUAGAAGAACCUUUACUACUCUUAAAUUAUAUUACUUGCAUACUUAUCUUUUCUUUGGCUUCAUUUUUUAUAUUCAAAUCUAUAAUCCAGCUGUACUCUACUUAUGAUGUAAUAAUUUUCAUAUAAGCACAUUGUUAUCCACUUAUUGCAUAAUUUCUUUCCUCACCAGUAGCAAAUGUCCAGCUAUGACAAGUGCUAUAUUUUUACAUUUUUUUUUCUCACAUAAGACAACUGUGGCUUACCAGGGUUAGAUCAGUUGUACAAAGCUUCCUGUUUGAAAUAUUGUAGAACCAGGAUAACAACUUAGGUUAUCUUGGCUUUUCAUGUCACUUUGGCCUGUGUAUUUCAUACAAGUGUAAUAUGUCAAUGAGACUUAGAUUUUAAAUCUAAUACAAAUUUAUCCAAAACCUCAUCCUUAAAAAUUUACAAAGGAUUGACUUAAGAAUAUCCUAUUUCCAUUAACAAAUUGUAUAAAAAUGAAAGUUGUUUAUUUUCUUUCUGUUAUGGCUUACAAAUGGAGAUUUCUACCCUGGAUGAGAAUUAUUUUUUCUUCCUGAUUUUGAAUUCUUCCUUGUAUUUUAUCAAUCUUUUUCUCUCUUUAUUCACAAAUUGAGUUUCCCCAAGGCUCAUUUCCUCAUUAAUAAGUAUUUAGUUGGGGAAAAAACUUUUCUUACAGGAUAUGGAAAAUGUUUACAACAUCAAUUUCCUGAGGUAAAAAGUUGAGGUUUGAAAAGGAUGCUUUGAGAAUUAGAUUCCUUUUACUUUGAUCGCAUAAUAACUACAGAUAACUAAAUAAAGCUCACAUUUCUUAGUAAAUGUUUUCAGUUCAGUAAACAUUCUUAAAGGAAACAUUUACUUCAAUAACCAAAACCCACUGUUUUCAUUGAAGGUCUAAAUUAAAAAAAUACUGUUUCUAUUCUGUAAGAAAAGAAAAUCCUAUUUCUUUUUCUACAUAGACAUUUUGGAACACUUCCCCUUGAAAAUACACAAGACUUUAUGGAUAACAGACCUUCAAGUGAAAUGUAUUAGUAUUCAUAUCAGCUGUGAGAAGGCCAACAGUUUUCCAUAGCUGAAUCUACUAAAAAAAUGAAAUAUGACUUUAUUAUUUUUUUCCUACUUUAUUUUUGACUCAUUUGCUUAAAUCUGAAGGCACUUAUGGAUCUCCACUGUGUCUGAGACUAUGUUUGCCAAUGUGGUUAUGGUGUUUGCUUAUUGAAAAUCAUGGUAUUUACUGCAGCUAUGGAAACAAAUAGUGUAUUCCUAUCUGAAAUUCUAGGUGAGUGUGUUCAUUUUUGAUAGGGGUAGGAAGAGGUUACUAAAUUAGGAAGAAGUUGAAAAAUAAAAACAACAUUAGGGGAGAGGCAGAUGAAGAGUAGCUUCUCUUGGCCAUUUGGCCUGAAAAGGAAGUUGAAAAGAGGACAUUUGUAAGGAACUAUGUUCAUUAUUGUUCCCUUCAAUCUUGUUGCACAAUGUUAGAUAAGCAGAUAAAUGUGUUGAUUUACUUACCUUCUUAAAAAAAAUCUUGCUGUGGAUUUAUUGAAGCUAACUUCUUCAAGUGCUAACUUUAUAUUCUUGCAUGACAAAAAUAGGCUGGAACUGAGUUCUGGAAAGAAGACAUGCCCUAAACUCUGAUUUGCAUCUUGUAUCCCACUUAUUUAACCCCGGGAAGAAUUUGAGUUUUAGAAUCCUGAUCUAAAUUUUUUAAAUAGAUUGUAGUUGCAUGGGAUAAGAAAGAGUAAACUCCUUACUAAUCCAGAA